Molecule: messenger RNA, 366 nt
Organism: Hibiscus syriacus
Lineage: Eukaryota; Viridiplantae; Streptophyta; Magnoliopsida; Malvales; Malvaceae
Exons: 2
Coding region: 1-366 (121 amino acids)
Molecular function (GO): nucleic acid binding
Source: RefSeq, a predicted model, not a curated record
AUGGCAUAUCACCCAUAUACCAAUGGGCAAGUUGAAGUGUCCAAUCGGGAAAUCAAGCAAAUCCUAGAGAAGGUGGUGAACCCUAGAACGAAUGACUGGUCCCCAAAGCUGGACGAAGCACUCUGGGCUUAUCGAACGGUUCACUUGUUUAACUCGAGGCUUAAGCUCUUCCCGAGAAAACUGAAGUCACGACGGUCAGGACUAUUUGAAGUACACCUUGUUUACCCUCAUGAUGUUGUGGAUAUCAAGAAUAUAGAUGAUGGAUCUGUUUUCAAAGCCAAUGGCCAGCGUCUGAAAGCUUAUCAAGGAGUUUCACCCAUGCGUGACAAAUCUGCACUCCUCUUGCACGAUGUCGAAACUGGCUAA